CUCUCAUCGUUGUUGAUUGUGCUUUAGUCUUUCUCGUGUUUGCAAACGUUGUCGCCGCGAAUUUACUCACGUACUUUACAAUUCACUAAACAUAUGUAUUAACCUUUUUAAACGCUAAUAAAAAUAUAAACAUUUACAAACUAUUGAGCAAAGUGUUGUUAUGUGUUCAUGUGGAUUUAAGACGUCGUUUCGGAAACUCGAGCAUCCUGUGAUGAGUGACAUUGCGGAGAUAUUACUCUCGAUUGCAUACCAUACGAUACGCGAAGAAGCUGUGACACUUUAUAAUGAGUAGACAUUGAGUACGCGGUAACUGGCAUUGCGAAACAGCUGAACACGUGUGCGCGGUGUUCGGCGAUGAACAUCAGAGCUGCAGUGCUUGUGCAGGCGCACCGAAGUGUAGUGCGCUGAGCGCUGCGCCGAGGGCGAUGAGGAGAAACUGAGCAGCGAUCAGUAAGCAGGGACACUUGCGCCGCUGCGAUGGACGACCCUGAGCGCAUAGCCCGCGAUUACGCCGCCUGUGAGCUGCGCAAUAACAUCACCCUCCGCCCGGCCGGGUUGUACUGCGAAGGCACUUUCGACACGUGGCUGUGCUGGCCGCACACCGCCGCCAACACCACGGCCUACGAGCACUGCCCCGAGUUCGUACACGGCUUCAGCCCUGAACUGUUGGCCCACAAAGAAUGCACGGAAAACGGGACAUGGUUCACACAUCCAUUGACUGGCAUGCCAUGGUCCAACUACACCACGUGCGUCAAACCCGAAGAUGACGUGAGCGAGAUCAUCACGGUGUACGAGGUGGGGUACAGCGUGUCGCUCGUCGCCUUGCUCCUCUCCCUCGGUAUACUCUUCUACUUUAAAAGCCUGCGGUGCGCGCGCAUCACCGUCCACAUGAACCUGUUUGCGUCGUUCGCCGCCAACAACGCGACUUACGAGUUCGAUUACGCUAAUGUUGAGAAGUGGUCAGCUAUAGAUAUAGGCGUAGCGAAAGUCGAUGGUGAAUUUGAUUUUUCUAAGGGUGAUUGUUCAUUCAGACCGCAGGCUAUAGGCAUUAAUUAUGAUCCUAAAUAUCAAGCUCCUGGCGUCGAUGCGAUUGUCUUGGGCUGGGGACAUAAAUCAGUAUGGAAACAACCUGGAGACGAAACACGUCUAGUACAAAAGAAUCUUGAUUACGCACCAGUGACGAUUAUAAACAAAAAGAAAUGCAAAGAAGGUUACAAGGAUAUUCCAGAUUUGCAAGUUGUGAUAGAGAAAUACAUGAUUUGUACCCACGGAAAAGGCAACCUUGAUAGUGGAGGUAACAUUAUAGUUACAGUGAAGCCAGAUGCUGAUGGAUGCAGCAAAUCCGAGGUAAAAUAUUAA
Messenger RNA from Papilio polytes (common Mormon), 1359 nucleotides. RefSeq lists its product as uncharacterized. The record is from RefSeq and is a predicted model, not a curated record. Lineage: Eukaryota; Metazoa; Arthropoda; Insecta; Lepidoptera; Papilionidae. Gene Ontology annotation, cellular component: plasma membrane. Bases 478 to 1359 code for a protein of 293 amino acids. The transcript is spliced from 8 exons. Gene Ontology annotation, biological process: adenylate cyclase-modulating G protein-coupled receptor signaling pathway. Gene Ontology annotation, molecular function: G protein-coupled peptide receptor activity.